This is a messenger RNA of Lycium barbarum (goji berry), 2116 nucleotides long. Its product is annotated as acetolactate synthase 2, chloroplastic-like. The record is from RefSeq and is a predicted model, not a curated record. Gene Ontology annotation, molecular function: flavin adenine dinucleotide binding; thiamine pyrophosphate binding; acetolactate synthase activity. The coding region runs from base 1 to 1914 and encodes 637 amino acids. Gene Ontology annotation, cellular component: acetolactate synthase complex. The transcript has 4 exons. NCBI's taxonomy places the organism in Eukaryota, Viridiplantae, Streptophyta, Magnoliopsida, Solanales, Solanaceae. Gene Ontology annotation, biological process: L-valine biosynthetic process.
AUGGCGUCAGCUUCUCCAACUACUUCAUUUUCCGCUUUUAUUACUUCUUCUUCCUCCUACUCCCCUAAACUUCUUUCUAGAACCUUCUUCCCUUUCCCACAGACUCCAACAAUUCCACAUAAAAUUAUCUCCAGUCUCCGCCGUUUUCCUAACAACAACGCCGUUUCCACCACACCAAAUGCUCCACCAAUCGAGACGUUCACUUCCCGUUUUGCUCCUGAUGAACCUAGAAAAGGAUGCGAUGUUAUCGUUGAAGCGCUCGAGGGUGGCAUUUUUGCGGCUGAAGGGUAUGCACGCGCCAUCGGGUUCCCUGGUGUUUGUAUGGCCACCUCUGGCCCUGGAGCUACUAAUCUUGUCAGCGGUCUUGCUGAUGCUAUGAUGGAUAGUAUUCCAAUUGUUGCUAUUACAGGCAUUGCUUUGGUACUACUAAUCUUGUUGGCGGUCUUGCUGAUUCAUAGUGUUCCAAUUGUUGCUGUUACAGGUCAAGUUCCUCUUAGGUUGAUCGGGACAGACUCAUUUCAAGAAACUCCAAUUGUUGAGGUGAAUAGAUCAAUUACCAAGCAUAAUUAUCUAGUUAUGGACGUUCACGAUAUUCCUAGGAUUGUGCGAGAGGCAUUUUUCCUAGCGCGAUCAGGCCGACCUGGACCGGUUCUAAUUGAUAUUCCUAAAGAUAUUCAGCAACAAAUGGUGAUUCCUAAUUGGGAUCAACCAAUGAAGUUGACAGGUUACAUGUCCAGACUCCCUGAACCACCAAAAAAGAUGCUCUUGGAGCAAAUUGUUAGACUAAUUUCUGAGUCAAAAAAACCAGUUUUAUAUGUUGGCGGUGGGUGCAUACAAUCGUGCGAGGAGUUAAGGCGUUUUGUGGAGCUCACAGGUAUUCCAGUGGCCAGUACUUUGAUGGGUCUCGGAGCGUUUCCGACAGGUGAUGAGCUUUCCCUUCAAAUGCUAGGAAUGCAUGGUACUGUUUAUUCUAAUUACGCUGUGGAUAGUAGUGAUUUGCUGCUAGCAUUUGGAGUGAGGUUUGAUGACCGUGUCACUGGUAAAAUAGAAGCUUUUGCAAACAGAGCAAAGAUUGUUCACAUUGAUAUUGACGCUGCGGAGAUCGGUAAGAACAAGCAACCUCAUGUAUCCAUUUGUGCAGAUAUUAAGUUGGCAUUACAGGGCUUGAAUUCAAUAUUGGAGAGAGAAAUAAAUAAACUGAAGCUGGAUUUCUCUCCCUGGAGGAAAGAGUUGACAGAGAAAAAAUUGAAGUACCCUUUGAAGUAUAGAACUUUUGGUGAAGCCAUUCCACCACAAUAUGCCAUCCAGGUACUUGAUGAGUUAACUAAUGGAAAUGCCAUUAUAAGUACCGGUGUAGGCCAACACCGGAUGUGGUCUGCUCAAUAUUAUAAGUACAAAAAUCCAAUGCAAUGGUUGACAUCCGGUGGAUUAGGUGCAAUGGGAUUUGGAUUGCCUGCUGCGAUGGGAGCAGCUGUUGCAAGACCAGAUGCGAUUGUAGUGGACGUUGACGGAGAUGGAAGUUUCAUGAUGAAUGUGCAAGAGUUAGCAACAAAUAAAGUGGAGAAUCUUCCUGUUAAGAUGUUGAUUCUAAAUAAUCAACACUCGGGAAUGGUGGUCCAGUGGGAGGACCAGUUCCAUAAGGCGAACAGAGCACAUAACUAUCUCAGAAAUCCUUCUAAUGAAGCAGAGAUUUUUCCUGAUAUGUUGAAAUUCGCGGAGGCUUGUGAUAUACCUGCUGCUCGAGUGACAAAAAAGAAUGAUGUUAGAGGUGCUAUACAAAAGAUGUUAGACACUCCUGGACCUUACUUAUUGGAUGUAAUAGUACCUCACCAGGAGAAUGUCUUACCUAUGAUUCCCAGUGGUGGUGCUUUCAAAGAUAUUAUCACAGAGGGUGAUGGGAGAUCUUCCAACUAAUUUUUCCAUCGACGAGUGAACUGUAAUGGAAGAGCAAGGGAUACCAAGAAGUAAUAAAAGAGAUGCGCAUUCCAAUUAAUCGUAUAAAUUGAAUUUUUGAAUUUGGAAAGACGAAAUAUAGCUAGUUCUAGGACUUUUAUUAUUUUAAAUGAACUGUACUGAGAACAAAAUAUGUUUUAUCAGUUUGAUUGAUGUUGUUUGA